This is a messenger RNA of Opisthorchis viverrini, 1302 nucleotides long. RefSeq lists its product as hypothetical. The record is from RefSeq and is a predicted model, not a curated record. Lineage: Eukaryota; Metazoa; Platyhelminthes; Trematoda; Opisthorchiida; Opisthorchiidae. Gene Ontology annotation, cellular component: cytoplasm. Gene Ontology annotation, biological process: proteolysis; apoptotic process. The transcript has 6 exons. Bases 1 to 1071 code for a protein of 356 amino acids.
AUGUAUUGUAUGAUUGAUUUGUUGAUUCCGACCACGGGUGUGUUAAUAACAGUCUAUUACAACUUUACAGAUAGCCUCCGACUGCUACUCGUCGGCUGCCCGUUUGAAAGGCGUUUUAUGGUUAUGGGAAACGUUUUCCAAGCCCCUGGUAUGAAGCAAUCGUUUGUCGAGGACGCUCAUGUUCAUGCAUCCGAUGCUGCUGUGAUACGACGGCGAGAUUACUUUUUCAAAGACUAUUCGCCACCUACGGUAGUUUGGAAGCUAUCCACACAAAACGUUUACGACCCUGAUUUAUACUAUCCAAUCUAUGACAUCAAUCCGGCUAAACGUAUCUAUCGGGGACAAUGCUUCCUCAUCAAUCAACGGGACUUCCUUCCGGAGACUGGUCAAGCUUGCCGAUAUGGGACAGACAAAGAUGCGGAUCGGGUGGAGCGUCUGUUCAAACGGCUGGGCUAUCAUGUACAACGAUAUUUCAACGUGAACCGGGCAAUGAUGCAACGUUUGUUUCAUGAAGCUGCAACGCUUGACCACAGUAGUUCCGAUAGUUUCGUUUGCUUCAUUCUGAGUCACGGAGAAAAUGGCAUGAUUUACGCGACUGAUGGUCCCGUCUCGGUGGAAGCUGUUGUCUCUUGCUUUCGUGGCGACCGUUGCCCUACGCUUGUUGGAAAGCCAAAACUGUUCUUUCUCCAGGCUUGUCGUGGGACGCGAUUUGAUGAGGGCGUUAGUCUUCCCCUGAAGACGGACGCAGUGGAGGAAAUCCUAGUAACCAAACUGCCAUCCGAAUCCGACAUCCUUUUGGCCCAUUCCACCGUCCCCGGCUACUUUGCCUGGCGAAAUUCCGCUUCUGGAAGCUGGUUCAUCCAGGAACUGUGUAAAAUAUUGGAGGAUGAUCUCACUGGUAAACAGCCCCAUGACAUUCUCACUCUACUGACAGUGGUUGCAAGAUGUGUCGCCUAUCAAUACCGAUCAAAUACCGGGCGCCCGGACUCCUGCAGUAUGGUGCAAAUGACUGAUUUGUCGUCUACACUAACUCGUCGGAUGUACUUGACCGGUAGUCCUAGAUGUCGCUGAAUACUCUGGACUAUUCUUCUGAAGGAUGGAGCUAUGAAGUAUACCUCAUUCGAUGUCUCCCCAGUCAUGGUCCCCAUAAGACGUCCUCUUACAACCUUCACUGCGGAAUAGAUAUCUAUUGACCGUUAUUUUUGUGCAUUUAAUCACUAUUUUUGGAGCAUUUUUCUGGAUAUUUCUAAAUAUUUGUAUUCAGUUUUUGUUGUUUACUGGACCGUUUAUCAAUAGAUAGUG